Megalops cyprinoides (Indo-Pacific tarpon) is the source of this 1372-nucleotide messenger RNA. It is a transcript of the gene hspbp1, whose product is annotated as HSPA (heat shock 70kDa) binding protein, cytoplasmic cochaperone 1. NCBI's taxonomy places the organism in Eukaryota, Metazoa, Chordata, Actinopteri, Elopiformes, Megalopidae. The coding region runs from base 224 to 1225 and encodes 333 amino acids. The transcript has 8 exons. The record is from RefSeq and is a predicted model, not a curated record.
CCGGUUUACUUUGCAGACACGCUUGUCAAAAGCGGGGGCCCGCUCUCACACAGAUCCGCCAUUGUGUAAUUCCAAAUCCAAAAUCCGAAAACUCUAGAAUUUUCUAGCUUGCUAUUUAUAGUGCAACGUAAUUAGUGACAGACCAGACAGCUAGAUAACCGUACAAAACUAGCCAUAGCCAACAGUUACACAGUAUAUUCUACAGCAUUAAAUUGAGGUAGCAAUGGCUGAAGGUGGAGGUGACAGACAACACCCUCGAAAUCUACAGGGGAUUUUGCGAAUGGCUGUGGAAGCUGGUUCUGCCUCUGAUGAACCUGCCCCCAGUGAGCCCAUGUCGGAGGAGAGAAAAGCAUGGCUGAGAGAAGCACUGGCAGACGUGUGUAAGGGGCAGAUGGAUGAAGUGGAGCAGAUGAAGGAGUGUCUGGAGAUUCUACGGAGAGAGGGAUCCAAAGUUAGAGAAGGAGAGGAGGAGGAGGAAGAGGAGGGGCAAGAGGAGACGGAGGGGGCUCUGGAGCUGCUCUCUGAGCUCUGUGAGAAUCUGGACAAUGCCAGAGAUUUGAUGGUGCUCGGGGGGCUUGACCUGUGUCUUUCUCAGUGCCUAUCACACCCUCAGAGUGGGGUUAGGUGGAGGGCAGCCCAGCUCAUUGCUUCCUGUGCCCAGAACAUGCCUGAGGUGCAGUGCUACUUGCUGGGCCAGGGGGCGCUAUUGAGGCUGCUGCAGCUCACUGACACUGAUCCCCACCCUACAGUCAGAGUGAAAGCACUCUACGCUGUGUCCUGUCUUGUGCGGGAGCAGGAAGCUGGGCUACAAGCCUUCCUGUCCCACGACGGGUUUUCGGUGUUGAUGCGGGGUAUGCAGUCCAACAACGAGAAGCUAAGAACCAAAUCUGCCUUUCUCCUGCUGAACCUGCUGACCGCUCAUCCGGAGCACAGAGACACAGUGCUGUCUAUGGGCAUGGUUCAGCAACUGGUGUCAGUCCUCCGCUCUCCUCACUCCUCCUUCCACGAGCACGUGCUGGGCGCUCUCUGCUGUCUGGUGGAUGAUUGUGCCCGGGGGGUGAGGGAUAGUCAGAACCCUGCCCUUGGAUUGGAGGAGCUGUUAAACAACAAAACCAAGGAGCUGAAGGGAAGGGAGGAGUGUCAGGAGGAGCUGGAGUUUUGUGAGAGACUACUCUCAACUUGUUUCCGGGGCCAACCCCCUGAAGACAAUGGAAUGGACCGCUGAAAUCCCAUUGGCCUGCCUCUGUCUCGCUGUCAUUGGCCGGAACAAGUCAAGCUUUGGGAAUAGUUAUAUAAUGUGGACUCUGUAUCAAGGCUUACUUGGAUGAAAAGCCCACUUCAACUUGUCGAUAUUUAUUUUGAAACCCCCCCC